Molecule: messenger RNA, 1697 nt
Organism: Corvus hawaiiensis (hawaiian crow)
Lineage: Eukaryota; Metazoa; Chordata; Aves; Passeriformes; Corvidae
Gene: PP2D1
Product: protein phosphatase 2C like domain containing 1
Source: RefSeq, a predicted model, not a curated record
AUGGGGGUGGGGGUCGGGACCUGCUCUCCGGCCUCCGCCGCGGGCUCGCCGGAGCCGCGGUACCCCGGGGUUCGGCGGCGGAGGCCGGGGCUGGCUUCGGGCUUCCCAGCAGCUGUGACAGCGACCCGACAUGAGCUGCACAGCACAGUCACACUGCACCAGACAGAUGCUAAUGUCCCACUGCCCACCCAGAGUGGCUCCUUGCCAGGUACUGGUGGCAUCAGGAACCCUGCAGCUCAGGGACAGACAGUCCUGGCCAUGUUGAGAGUCUCUGUCAUGGUUUCUAGUGCUAAAUUCUCUGACACACACAGGCAGAAGAUUCAUUAUUCAAUUGAAUUCCUUGUGGAUAAUCCCACUCCCACACCAUAUUGUGAUCUUGCCAAUAUCAGCAAUACUUCUAAGUAAGUAAGUAAUUCUUUAAUAAAAGCACUACUGAUUUGCCAAGAUAAAAAUUCCACAUGGCAGCGAGACAUGGAAGACAGGUUUAUUGUGCAGGACAACCAUGAAAGUAGGUCAGAUACAUAUUUUCUGGAGAUUCUUGAUGGCUGUCACAGUGUGACAGCUACAGAAACAAUUGCAGCAAAGCUUCCAUUUUUAUUUCUUGACCAACUUCCUCAAAUAGGUACCUCCUACAAAAAUAAUAAUGACAAAGAGCAAAUUUUAGGUUUUUUUUUUUUUUCCCCCACAGUAAUCAAGGCAGAUUACAGGGAAGAAGAGAAGAACCAGACAAGGAGGAGACCAACAAGACCAGUCCCUAUGAAAGUGUAUGCCAAGUCCUUUUGGAGAAUCAGAUUUUUACAACUGGGAAGGAAUAAGGUUUCCAAAGUUCACUGGAGUGGUUGUUCAGUGGUAAAAAGAAUUCCUACUGAAGAGAUAGAUGGCACUGGGGAGGAAGAAAGAAAACAUUUUGAAAACAACACACACAGUCCAUUAGCCAGGACAGUCGAAGGUGUUGCUGGGCUACCCCACGUUGCUAUUACAGGUAUAUGAUGUGCAGCCUUACAUAAAAAUGGAAAGAGUCAUGUCUCUCAAGAGCACAGCACUUCUAAUGUAAGUGAGAGGACACUUCAGAACAGCGGAAACAUCAGCACUAAUAAACCAGGAGUAGAGGGAUACCUGAGAACUAAGCAGAGAGAUCCAGUAAAAAAAACAUCUGUCAUACCUGUACCUCAUAUUGUAUCUGUCCCUACCAAUGUUACUUGCCAGUUUCUUAUUUUGGCUUCUAAUGAAUGUUCUCGGAAGAAUUAUAGGCAAAGUAAAAAUGGAAUUCCUAAAAAGGAAACCAAUCACCACAAAAAACAACCUAAUCCAGAACUGUCUCUUUUCAGUAACAACAAAGUAAAUUCAAAGAAUAGAGAUACACUACUCCAAUUCUACUGGCAGAAAAAAUGGACUCCAAUGCAUUUUGUGACAAACUGUGAUGCUGGUCAAAAACUGCUAAAGACUGUAUCACCAGUGGGUUCUAAACCACCACCACAGUUUGAAAAAGAAACAAAAAUGUACUCCAUCAAUUGCAAAUCACAAGCUGCAGAAGAGACACAGUCAGCUCAGAGACACUACAAUGCAACACAACAAGUCACUUGUGAACAACUGGCACAGACUGCAUUAGCUGCAGGUUCAAGAGAGAUUAUUACUACUUUGAUCGUACUUCUAAAUGGAUGUGAUAAGAUACCCAAUUACCUCAACAUUUAAAAAUU